CUUUCUCCCUCUCUCUCUCUCUCUCUCUCUCUCUCUGUGAAGUCAUCAGCUUCCUUUCUUUCCUUUUCUCUUCUGAAUUCAUGGAUACUGCUCAAUGGCUGCAGGGAAGUGGAGAACUUGAGAAGCCCAUGGAAGAUCAUGAGAUGGGAUCCAAUGGAUGCACAAGGUCAGUGUUGGAGAAAAGGGCUAGACCUCAAGAGCAAUUGAAUUGUCCAAGGUGCAGUUCAACCAACACCAAGUUUUGUUACUACAACAACUACAGCCUCACUCAACCAAGGUACUUUUGCAAGACAUGCAGAAGGUAUUGGACUGAAGGUGGAACUCUCAGAAAUGUCCCAGUUGGAGGAGGUUCAAGGAAGAACAAGAAAUCCACAUCCUCAUCGGCUUCAGUAUCGUCAAAGAUUACUAUUCCUGAUCUUAACCCACCAACAACCCUUUCACACUUUUCAUCAUCUCACCAAAACCCUAGGGUUACCCAUGAAGGCCAAGAUCUUAACCUGACCUUUGAUUCUAUAGAUGCACAUUACCAUGGUACUACAAUGGAAAACAACAACAGUACCAAUUCCUCAUCAGCUCCUAAUCUUUCAGCUAUGGAGCUUCUUAGGACUGGCAUUGCUUCUAGAGGUGUGAAUUCAUUCAUGCCAACCCAGAAUAUGCCUGAUCAUCAUUCAAAUACAGUACUCUAUCCACCAUCAUCAGUAGGGUUCUCGCUGCAAGAAUUCAAACCAACAAGCCUUGGUUUUUGUGUUGAUGGGCUUGGAAAUAGGUAUGGAGGGGAUGAUCAUGAGAAUGUUAAUGGUGGAAGGAUAUUGUUUCCAUUUGGGGAUCAUCACUUGAAACAGAUUUCAAGCACUGCAGGUCAUCAUGAAGUACUUGAUCAUCAUCAGAACAAGGGGCAAGGGAACCCAACAGGGUAUUGGAAUGGUUUAUUAGGUGGAGGCUCGUGGUGAUGAUUAAAUAAGUGAAGGAUCGGAUGAGGGAGAAAAAAAGACAAGAAAGAAAGUGUAUGUUCACUUUUAGUUUCUUCCUUUUUUAUUUUUUUUGCCCUUAAAAGUUGGGUUACUUAUUUGAAGUUGUUCAGAACUAACAGAUAGGAUAAAAUGUGGUUUCUAAUUUGUUAAUAUAUAUAUAUAUAUAUAUAUAUAGAUAUAUAUAUGUAUGUAUGUAUGUAUGUAUUCCUCUCCUUUCUUAUUUUGGAUUGGCUUUCUACAAGAGGGUUUUGUAAAUCCAGUACUUGAUAUCGAGUAGGGGAUAUAGAAGAACAAAUGAAUGUAAGGCUCUUGGAAACGUGACAUGCAUUCAUGCAUUCUUCUAUCAAGUCCAGGACAUGCAUUUGAUAAUGCACUUGUUGUAUUAUUUUAUAGACUUGUUGAUCUAGUUAAUGUACUAGUGUAUCAGUUGCGCACUUGCGCUUUCCCUUUU
Molecule: messenger RNA, 1422 nt
Organism: Malus domestica (apple)
Lineage: Eukaryota; Viridiplantae; Streptophyta; Magnoliopsida; Rosales; Rosaceae
Product: dof zinc finger protein DOF2.5-like
Biological process (GO): regulation of DNA-templated transcription
Molecular function (GO): DNA binding; DNA-binding transcription factor activity
Source: RefSeq, a predicted model, not a curated record